Molecule: messenger RNA, 2050 nt
Organism: Perca fluviatilis (European perch)
Lineage: Eukaryota; Metazoa; Chordata; Actinopteri; Perciformes; Percidae
Product: polymeric immunoglobulin receptor-like
Exons: 9
Coding region: 99-1586 (495 amino acids)
Source: RefSeq, a predicted model, not a curated record
AGCAACCAACUGUAGCGACGCAGCGAUCAGACAGACCUGAAAUAACCAGCUGGAGUUUAAUAAUCUGACGGAGGAUCUCAUCAUCCAACAGCAACAUCAUGAAGAGCUUUCUUCUACUCAUCCUCUCACUGAUGAUAACAGGCUGGGAGGCCUCAUCUGAAGUGAAGGGAUGCACAGACGGAUGGGUGGAAUUCACCUGCAAAUAUCCAAAAAAUAACACAUAUUCAAGUGUUGAUGUAGUUAAGGACAACCAAACAAUCAUAGAAACUACUCAAAAGAAUGUGAGACAGACCAAGGGCAGAUUUUCUGUGUACAAUGACGGAAAAAAUAAAAGUCUCAGAGUGGUUAUCAAACCACUUCAACAAGAGGACUCCGGGGAGUACGAGUGUAAAUUUGACCAAGAAUCUGACCCUGCCAAUGAAGUGGACUUAAGAGUUGAUGACGGCUGCCAGCCACAGUUUAAUCAAACUGCGUACAGAACAGCUAAAACCACCAUCUCAUGUGACAAAAGAAACAACUCCGGAGUCAUGUUUUUCUGCAAAGAGAACGGUUCAAUCUGUGAGGAUAUUUCAAACGGGUCCUUCACUCUCCCAGAGACCAGCAGUAGCUUCAACAUGUCCAUCAGUAAUGUGUCCUCACAGCAUGCUGGUGUCUACUGGUGUGGAGUGGAAACAAAUAAUGGAAGUAACAGAGCUGCACUCAGAAAAAUACAACUGGAGGUUGAAGAUAUUUCUAACUUCACUAGGUCUCCAACUGUUGGACAGAAUCUCACAUACUGGUGUACAUAUCCAGAGGGUACUCCGAUAAAAAAAUUCAUCUGUAAAGGAGAAGAUCCAUCUAUAUGUGAACAGAUAGUAAGCAAUGCAAAGAACAACUCUGGAAAGUUUUCUAUGAUGGAGGACGAUGAGAAGAGAAAUAUCACCAUAACAGUGAGAAACGUAACAACAGAAGACUCUGGGACAUACUGGUGUGGAGCAGAAAGAAAUGACCCAAAACAGAGCAACCCAUUCUUCAACAAACUUGUGAUGACUGUCGUUGCAGUGCCUCCAACAACACUGAGCCCCUCUACUAUCUCAACAUCACCUCAUCCAGUUCCUACAUCUGCUUCUUCCACCCAGUCGACCACUGCAUCUGCCCACAGCGAUGAUAGAAAAUCAUGGUCAUCACGUCAUGGGGCCUCCUCGUUACCUGGAACCAUAUCUGUGGUCGUCUGUGUGACUGUGCUGCUGGUGCUGCUCAUUAUGGUUCGCGUCUGGAAACGAUUUCAGCGUUCAGAAAACACAAGAACUGGAGAACAGAAAAAUGAGGAUGGUGCCUAUGAGGAGAUACAGGAGCGCCCCCAGAAGCCAGACUCAGGAACUGCACUCAACAAUAUUUAUGUCACAGCCAACGCUCCCACAAACCCCUCUGCCUCGCAGCAUUACUCCACGGUCAACUUUCCCAACAGCUCUGGAGAAGCUAGUGGUGACACAUAUUCUACUGUGUGGGACAGCGGCCAUUGUCCCGCCCAGUCUGCUGUCAAUCAUCCAUCCAGACUUCCUGAAGACCCUUUCUAUUCUACUGUCAACAAACCACAGCAGCACUGAGACCAGUCCUGACACUUAGUCACAGGGUUCACCAGGCCUCUAACCAGCACUACAGUUCAAUACAACAUGUCCAACUACCACCUCAAUAAGGACCACACAACUCAAUCAACACCUCUGAUCUAUAUUCAUCAGAGGUGUCAAGUAAAAAAGUUCAAAUACUUUGUUACCUUACUGAAGUAGACAUUUUUGGUAUUUAUACUUCACUGGAGUAAUUAUUUUACAGCAGACUUUUUACUUCUACUCCUUACAUUUUCACGCAAUUAUCUGUACUUUUUGCUCCUUACAUUUUAAAAAUAGCCUCUUUACUCCUAUAUAGACAACCAUACAAGGGUAAUUGUUACUAAGCCUGCCCUGCACCAAUUUUCUUGUAUAGUUUUGUUAUCCUACAUCCGUUGCCCUCACAGAUUCCUGCAGCUAAGCUUGGAUGAACAUUUACAUUCCAAUAAAGGCUAUAGAUAACAUGC